AUGUCUUUCUUCGGCUCCUCUUCCUCCACUCCCGCCGGCGCCGAGCCUGGCUCGACCGAGUUGAAGAAUGCGCUCAUGAAGCAAGUCCAAGCCGAGGCCGCCAUGACCAACGCUCGCGCUCUCGUCAGCAAAAUCAACGAAAACUGUUUCGACCGCUGCAUCACAUCCCCCGGCUCCAGCCUCUCCUCCGGCGAAACGAGUUGUCUGUCUUCGUGCAUGGAAAAGUACAUUAGCGUUUGGAACACCACCAGUCGAACCUAUAUCAACCGUGUGCAGCUUGAGACAAAGAACAUGGGCGGUUCCGAGCCUCUCUUACAGUAG
This is a messenger RNA of Talaromyces rugulosus, 321 nucleotides long. RefSeq lists its product as uncharacterized. The coding region runs from base 1 to 321 and encodes 106 amino acids. Lineage: Eukaryota; Fungi; Ascomycota; Eurotiomycetes; Eurotiales; Trichocomaceae. The record is from RefSeq and is a predicted model, not a curated record. The transcript has 2 exons.